AUGUCGGACUAUGGUGGCGAUCGUAAGAGACUAAGAAUUUAUCUUGCUUGUGAGCGGAGUGGGAAGUAUAGAUUGUAUAAAAAGUUGAAAGAUGACUCAAAAGACUUUUUGAGACAAACUGGUACAAAGAAGUGCGAAUGUCCAUUUGAUUUGAGGGCAUUCAAGUUGAAAACAAAUGAUGAAUGGACAUUGAAUGUAGUUUGCGGGCUGCAUAAUCAUCCAGCUACAGAGCAUCUCCAAGGAUAUUCAUAUGUAGGGAGAUUGUCAGAUAAUGAAAAGUCGCUAUUAGUAGAUAUGUCAAAGAGCCUAGUAAUAUCAAAAGAGAUACUCAUUACACUCAAACAGAGGGAUGCCCUUAAUAUGAGCACAAUGAAGACAGUUUACAAUGUACGACAUCGAUGUAGGGUUCUACAGAAAGCUGGUAAAUCCCAGAUGCAACAACUGCUGGGUGAAUUAGCGAAACAUAAGUACAUUGAGCGUCAUUGA
Molecule: messenger RNA, 486 nt
Organism: Camellia sinensis
Lineage: Eukaryota; Viridiplantae; Streptophyta; Magnoliopsida; Ericales; Theaceae
Biological process (GO): cellular response to iron ion starvation; positive regulation of transcription by RNA polymerase II
Molecular function (GO): DNA-binding transcription factor activity, RNA polymerase II-specific
Source: RefSeq, a predicted model, not a curated record